This is a messenger RNA of Alternaria arborescens, 1131 nucleotides long. RefSeq lists its product as hypothetical. Lineage: Eukaryota; Fungi; Ascomycota; Dothideomycetes; Pleosporales; Pleosporaceae. The record is from RefSeq and is a predicted model, not a curated record. The transcript has a single exon. Gene Ontology annotation, molecular function: protein binding. The coding region runs from base 1 to 1131 and encodes 376 amino acids.
AUGCCCGAAGUCAUCAACAAUAAGAUGGCCGAGUACCUAAUCAUCCAUCUUCACAAGAUCUCUGAUGUCAACGAUCCAUUGCUCAAGAUGCUUCGUCGUAUGGCCGACUACUUGAUCCGGGAGCUUGCGAUCCCAGAGAAAGAUCGGAAAGUCACUGAGACUAGUAUGAUUGAGGGUUUUGUGCGAGUCUGUCAACCCGUACGCGUCAAGACCAUGAUUUGGGGUAGAUUUAGGGGCGUACAUCCACUUUGUACGUCGUUUGUGAAUAUAGAUAACGACGGUGAGCUUGAUCAUUGGCAAAAGGUCGUAGCAGCUAUGGAAUUUCUGGCAUUCGACUUGGUGCGGACUCUGCUAGCAACUAUGCCUCUCAACACCCGGAUACCCGGCAUAUAUAUCGGUCGAUGUCCACUAGUGAUGGCCGUGGCCGCGAAUAACAAUGACCUCUUCGACGAAAUUAUGGAUCAUUUCAAUCAGCUCAUAAAAACGCCUAGAGGCAGAGAUAUGUGCAGGUACGAAUACGAUGUCGACCAUGCGUUCUACAUUGCUGUCAACACUGGUAACUCUCGCUUCGUCAAGGAACUCGUCGAGUUUUGCCCGAGGCUUCCCCGUUAUGUAUCAAUAGAAACAUACAACAAAUGGCUUGAAGCUGCCAUUGCGAGUUUAAACACAGACAUCGUCAAGUCGGUCUUGCUUCUGUGUUCUUCGCGAGACAAAGUCAAUCCAUAUAUCUUGGCCAAUGCAUGCCGCACAGGUAGUACCGGUAUUGUCAACACGCUUUUGAAUGAAGGUAACGUAGGUGUCAAUAAAAGUCUACUUGUAUCCUUCAAGGCUCACCCACUUUGCUGUGCCAUCCAGUAUGGCGAUAUACUUAUCAUCGGCGCAGUCCUAGACGCUGGUGCAGAUAUAAAUGGGAAGGCUUACAGGCCUAAGCUUAGAUCUCUAGGUUCUACUUGUUCGCCAUUGGAGAUAGCCUUCGAGCGCGGAGACAAGGCUGUGAUACAAUUCCUCCUGAGCAGAGGAGCUACGAUACCGCCUCAAGCUGACUGGCCAAGAGUGAGGAGGCUGUAUGAUGUGGUACGAGAGGUUGCGAUUGCAAACGGGUGGGAAAAUGUGCCUACGUAUCCACACUAG